AAACUCCACAUCCCUUUUUUGUGCCCAUCUGAAUGUGUGAGUCUUUGAGUGUGUGCAUGUGUGUUUGUUUCCAGCUCUCACCAGGUUGGGUGCGUUAUACUGAGGGCUUCCUGCUGCAUCCAUCUGCCUGAAACUAAAGAGCGCCGAGCUGUCACUGCACACUGCAGGGUUUUGACAGAGACAGUGAAGCUGGUGGAAGUGUGCCUCUCUCAGGACAACAAAGGCAGCUCUGCACACACUUGAAGCACAGCAGAGCAGCAAGCUUUCAUCAGACUCAUGACUGUUUGAGGGAACGCGGACCCACCGUGGCCCAUGCACUGUAUCCGUUUCCCUCCCUGUCCUCCUUAUCCCUCAAGCUGACGCAAAACCCUAGACACCUGCCCCCCCUUCCUCACCCGCACUCCCAUCCCAUCCCCAGUGACUCGCCCCCUCCGGCCAUGGUGUCCGGCACAGAGACCGUGCACUACAUCCACCUUCAUAACUCCAGCCAGUCGGUGUUAGAAGCCCUGCGCACGCAGCGGCGUGAAGGCCUCUUCUGCGAUGUGACCGUGCGGAUACAUGAUGCUUCACUACGUGCCCACGCCUGCGUCCUGGCAGCUGGCAGCCCCUUCUUCCAGGACAAGCUGCUGCUCGGUCACUCUGAAAUCUCUGUGCCACCGCUGGUGCCCGCCGAAACUGUGAAGCAGCUUGUGGAUUUCAUGUACAGCGGCUCGCUGGUGGUGCUGCAGUCACAGGCCCUCUGCAUCCUCACUGCUGCCAGCAUCUUGCAGAUCAAGACGGUCAUUGACGAGUGCACCCAGAUCAUCUCUCAGAGAAAGGCGGCAGCCACGGCGGCGGCUGCAGCGGCGGCGGCCGCAGCAGCAGCGGCAGCAGGAGGAGUGAUGCUCGGAGGAGUUCUCCCUAAACAAGAAGAGCGUGGUGGGGGGAAAGGGAGAGAGAGUGGUGGCAGUGGGAGCUGCUCUGUAGGUGCAAGUGGGGGUGGAGGUUAUGCAAACUUCCCUAACUUCAUGGCUGAAUGCGCAGCUAGUAACAUGGGCGGGGGGUUGGGGGGUGCCAACGUUAGUGUCAGUGAGAGCGGCCCAGGCCCAAUGGAGCAAGCUAACUCAGUGAGUCUGAUGGCACUGGGCGACAUGGGCCCCGGCUCCAUGUGCGGUGGUGACGGCACAAUCCUCAUGAAGCAGAACUCCAGCUGUACUCAGGACGUCAGGUACAAGCUCCGAGACCUGUUGGCGCAAACAGCCAACGGAGCCAGCACUAGUAGCACAGGGAACCUCUCCGCGGGCUGCAGCUCCGGUGUGGGCAGUGUGGACAGCAUCGGCAGGGACAGCCUCCGCGGCAACACAGCUGACCUCUCUGAUGAGCUGGCGGGGAUGGAGAGAUAUAGCGAGGAGGAGGACUUGGACGGGAGAGAGCGAGGAAGAGACGGAGAGAGAGACAGGGGGGCGAGCCACAGCCGCAAGCAGAGGCAGCCGCUAAGACUCCAGGUGCUGGGGGGAGAAGGAGUGGUGGUGAAAGAUGAAGGGGUUCAGGACCCAGAUGGGACCGUCUAUGCCUUGCAGGACGGGAGACGAGACGGACAGCAGCAGGGCUCCCAGGAAUCCAUGGCAGGCUUUGGACAGGAUUUCUACGAUGAGCAGGGGGUGUUUUCGGAGAGUUUCUGGCCGCAGAGUGAGCCUCCUCAGGCCAUGGCGUUCAACCCCAGAGGAAGGGUCAACAAGCCUCUGACUCCGCCUCCAACCACGCAGUCCAUCAACAACCAGCUUCUCUUCCAGUACCCAGUGAGCCAGUCGCAGCCCUCCCCGUUCUACGUGGGCGGGCCCAUGGGUGGGAUUGACAGCAUGGCGGGGACUGAGCCCACUCAGCAGGACCCGCCUCCUGCGCCGAUGACCCCGGCCCCGCCUCCCUGCCCCUCCACGUGCCCCACCCCUUCCACCCAGGGAUCUGAGACCUCGUUCGACUGCACGCACUGUGGCAAAUCUUUACGUUCCAGGAAGAACUACAGCAAGCACAUGUUCAUCCACUCUGGUCAGAAACCUCAUCAGUGCUCCAUCUGCUGGCGCUCCUUCUCCCUGCGCGACUACCUCCUCAAACACAUGGUGGUGCACACUGGCGUCAGGGCCUUCCAGUGCUCCAUGUGCGGCAAGCGCUUCACCCAGAAAAGCUCGCUCAACGUGCACAUGCGCACCCACCGUGCCGAACGCACCUUCCAGUGCAACGUGUGCCAACGGGCCUUCACCCACCGCACCUUGCUGGAGCGCCACGCCCUGCAGCACGCCCACCACGUCCCCCAGGUCCAAGGCCCGGGGCGUGGAGCCGACAUGACCUCACCUACCAAGCACAGCCCUCCGGCUCUGGGAGGGCCCUCAGGUAUGGCUGGCGCGGCUGGCAUGGUCGGCAGCAUGGCCAACAUGCCCAGUCAUGGAGCUUCCUCCACCUAGAGAGAGGGGGGGGGGGGGGAGAGGGGGAGGUUAGUGAGCCCAGUGAACGACAAUGAUUUGGUCCUGACAGCCUUGUUGAUCUUUUCCUCUGGUGAGAACAGCGCUUACAGGUUCCCAUUGUUUUAUCUUAGCGACACUUUCAACCAGGGUUCCUACACGGCUGCACAAUAAUGUCCAUUCAAACCCUGGAAACAUGAGUAAAAAGUGUUGUUCCCUCCCCAGGAACAUUUCUCAAACAGUCAUUUCCUGCGUUGUGACAUUUGUUGACAAACGCACCUUCAGAAUCCAGAAGUCUUUUAAUAACAGAAUGUGUAGGAACCCUGUUUCAAAGAGGUUAGGAGUGCGGAGCGGAG
Messenger RNA from Cottoperca gobio, 2791 nucleotides. RefSeq names its product zinc finger and BTB domain containing 45 (gene zbtb45). NCBI's taxonomy places the organism in Eukaryota, Metazoa, Chordata, Actinopteri, Perciformes, Bovichtidae. The record is from RefSeq and is a predicted model, not a curated record. Gene Ontology annotation, molecular function: RNA polymerase II cis-regulatory region sequence-specific DNA binding; protein binding; DNA-binding transcription factor activity, RNA polymerase II-specific. Gene Ontology annotation, biological process: regulation of transcription by RNA polymerase II. The transcript is spliced from 6 exons. Bases 438 to 2438 code for a protein of 666 amino acids.